ACUACAACACAAAUAAAACCCGAUCCAUGUUGACGCUGUUGGACCAACCGGUAAGGCGGUUUCUAUCUGCCUGCCGAUUGCAUUUGCUAUAAAUUCUCAUUCCAUUCAUCUUUCAAAUCAGCUCCUCACCGGCACGUUAUCGAAGGUCAAUUUUUUCUUGGCCAUUGAGAUGUUGGCCUUUACUGGAAAUACUGUUGGAACCUUACCUCUAGCUGCACCAGUUGGAACAAGGACUGGUUGCGGUCAUAUUAAACAAACUGGCUGCAGUCUAAUCGUCGUUGCUGCACAGUUUGGACGUUCUGAUCCUCCAAAUGGGUUUAAUAAGCUUGUUUUAUCAGCUCCAAUUGGGCUUGGCAAGCAAUUGCAACCUAUUUAUGGAAAGAAACAUUUCAACAGAAAGCAAUCUGCUUCUAUUACAUGUUAUGCUGCAAUGAAUGCAAGAUGUUCUGCGUCGGGGCAAACUCAAACCGUUACCCGUGAGGCUCCAACAAUUACUAAGGCUCCUGUACGAGAACCAACCAAGACACCAAAACUUGACGAUGGCGGACCUGGACUUCCACCCCGUGAUGAUGGUGGUGGUGGAGGUGGCGGGGGAGGUGGGGGAGGGAACUGGUCGGGUGGAUUCUUCCUUUUUGGUUUUCUUGCAUUUCUAGGCUUCUUAAAAGAUAAAGAGAGUGAGGAGGACUAUCGGGACAGCAGGAGGAGAUAAAAAGUAAAGGAUUUGAAAUUUUUUGGCCGAUUUGAUUCUCAUCUUAUGGUGUAUUCUUUUUUAACUUGAAUUAGAUAAACUAAGAUAAUCUUGUUUUCCUUUUGUGCUUCACUAAAUCGCAGCUAAAAAUAUCAGCAGUCUCUUCAUCAAGCAUGUGUUCCAGUAACCAUGAAUCUUGAUUUAAUUUUGCCGACCCUAUUUGGCUGAACAAUUUUCUUCUUGCAAGUAUGGUUUUCAGUUCCUGAGACUCAGUUUGAUUGUAAGCUUAACACACAUGAUUAUAAUGUAGCUCGAUUUUUUCUGUCA
This is a messenger RNA of Jatropha curcas, 1015 nucleotides long. The record is from RefSeq and is a predicted model, not a curated record. Lineage: Eukaryota; Viridiplantae; Streptophyta; Magnoliopsida; Malpighiales; Euphorbiaceae.